Molecule: messenger RNA, 1193 nt
Organism: Parasteatoda tepidariorum (common house spider)
Lineage: Eukaryota; Metazoa; Arthropoda; Arachnida; Araneae; Theridiidae
Molecular function (GO): acyltransferase activity, transferring groups other than amino-acyl groups
Source: RefSeq, a predicted model, not a curated record
GUUGGCAUUUUAUAUGGAAUUUCCUUUUUCUCAAAUUUAGUUAUUCACUUGUUUAGCUUUCUUAAAGAUCGUUUUAUGAGAGAUUUCCGCAAAAAUGUCUAGAUUUAGUUUUAGGAAUAUUUCACCGUUUAGUCGUCUAUUUAAAUCUAUUGGAGUUGAAAGAAAGUGUUUUGAGGGAAGUUAUUCAGACAUAAAAAGAAACUACAGAACGAGGAACAUCACAGAAGCCGAUAUUCCUAAAAUAGUCGAAAUCCGAAAAACACUGAAGCUUCACGAUUGCACACCCAGUCUUUAUUCCUUCUAUGAACUGGAUCCUGAAGCGAUUAUUGUAGCUGAAGAUCGUGAUGGUAAUAUUAUUGGAACACAUUCUAUGCUAAAUUUCGCAAAUGGAUUAUAUAUAUCCGGAUUGACGUAUGUUCAACAAGACUACAGAAAAAGCAAUCUUGCACUUGAGAUGAUUCGCAAAGAAGCAGUACGACACAGACUCGAAAACAGACUGUUAACCACUUUCACCUUCGAAGCAUGGGCAAAAAAUUCAGAUUAUAUUUUAGAAUUUCAAGUCGACACCGGUUUUACUAUUAAGAGAUUCAUUUCUACACAAAACCUAGACACCAAUCUUCUCUCUCACGAUCUACCCGAAGACGUUGCAAUCCACGCAUUUGACGAAAAGCUCUUGGAACUUGUGUAUGACUAUGAUUUGCAAGUAGCUGGUUAUGAGAGACGGGCCUUUCUGGAUUUGAGUUUCAAAGAACCGAACAGUAGAAGCUUGGUUGCAUUGAGGAAGGAUCGAUGUGUUGGAUAUGGUGGCAUCAAGUUAACCUGUCCUGGUGCUAAGAGAAUCGGACCACUCUACGCAGAUGAUUCCAAGAUUGCUGAAGCGUUGAUGAAAUCACUUCUUAAAGGAUUUGACGAAGGAAAAGGAGUUGUCAUAGUAAUUCCUACUCCUAAUUCAGAAGCUCAAGCAUUAGUGAGCAAAUUAAAUAUGCCAUUCAAAGACGGACUUUAUCAACUUAUCGAAAAGGGUUUUCCACAAGCAGAUGUGAGUAAAGCAUACGCACUGUUUGAUUUGAAUGGCACAUCCAUAUGAAAAUAUAUUUAUACAACUAUGCAGAAAAUUAUAAUUAUUCACUAGAAAAAACGUGUUGCAUUAUAUUCAGAAUUAUUUACAAAAUAAAUCAACUUUUCAUUUUUGA